UUUUAGCUGUUAAUGAAUAACCGAUCUAUAAUACAAAAUAUCUUAAUCGUUUAACAACAAAUUAAAAUACCUAUUAGUGAAUAACAUGUAAUGGAAUCACUAGCUUUCACGAAAUUUACUUUUACAUGUUUAGUAUGAUUUAAAUACAAUUAUUUAAUUAUAUUUUAAAUAUCAUCAACUAUAUUAUGAAAGUAUUAUAUAGUUAAAAUGAAACAAUACUAUUACUGUAACCAGCUAUUAAAGAUAUCUAGAUAUUAAUACUAUAAAGCUACUCUAUACAGUAUACAUAAUUAUAUCAUUAAGUAUAACACCUACUUAUCUUUUACAUAUUUAGUAUAAUACGAAUACAAUUAUUUAUUAAUGUACAAUAUAAUAACCCUUCUCACUUUUUCCAUAAGCAUAUAAGCCACUAAGUGUACCCAAAUCGAAUCAGUCUGUUCCAGAGAGCUAUACUCGUACUUUACCUUAGUUCUUUCAUACAGUCAUUUUUAAUUUACUCAACGUUAUUUAAAAUCAUCAGUGUUUUUAAUUUUUACAAGUGUUUUUAAUUUUUACAAGUGUUUUUAUUUUUCAAUAUGGCCGGUCCAAUUGUUGAUAUCAAAAAGAAGUCGUAUACAUACAUUCCACCGACACCACCUGCAUAUCUUAUGGAAUCUACAUCAUAUACAUUAGACUUUACAGCACGUAAGUUUGUGCAUAUUGGUAUCGAUCCAACUGAUGAAUUUCAAACUGUUAUACAUUUAAUCACUUCAUCGAGACAUAUAAAAUUAACAACAGAUUUCCUAAGACGUAUAUUUGCUCUUAUCGGUAAUAUAUUAUCAUUUAUAUUAGAAACACCACGAACAAAUAAACGAAUAACUUUUCUCGAAACUGAUUUAUUUCUAAUAUCGAGUAUGGUGUACAAGGGUGAAAACAAUCUAGUUGUUGAAUGUAAAAAUAAAAGCGAAUGCAGAGUUUUAUUGAAUCGUGCAGAUUUGAUUGAGCUAAAUAAAUUAGAAUGGUGUAUUUCAAAAACUAUGAUUCAAAAAUCAAUCAUCCAAACCAUUCUUCUUAAUCAAAUCGAUGAGUAUUGCGAUUAUCUAGAAGAAACUAGUUUACAAGAUACCAAACCACCAAAUACUGAACAUGAAAUGGAAGUAUUCAUAAAGUUGGGUACACCUUUAGAAAACACAACUACAUCUCCUAACCUGACCUAUCAAAUCCAGAUGUAUGCACCUAUGCAGUUACUUAGAAUUUGGAUAGAUCGUAGAAGGGCACGAGACACACCUGAGUUAUUUACCGAAUCCGAAAUGAGACUCAUUUCACCUCCGAGAUAUUCGAGCUUGUCUCCAAUGGACCUUUCACAAGCAAGGGUGGUUGACGAGGAAUGCGGUAUCAAUGAAUUUUUAUCG
Messenger RNA from Myzus persicae (green peach aphid), 1391 nucleotides. RefSeq lists its product as uncharacterized. The record is from RefSeq and is a predicted model, not a curated record. The annotation marks the transcript as partial. NCBI's taxonomy places the organism in Eukaryota, Metazoa, Arthropoda, Insecta, Hemiptera, Aphididae. The transcript is spliced from 3 exons.